CCUCCCGCCGCCUCCUCCCGCGCGCGGCGGGCCGGGCGGCAGUGGCCGGCGCUGGGCGGCCUGGGCGAGGGCUGCCCUCCCCUCCCGUCCGUCCGUCCCGUUCUCUGCCGGCCGCCGCCGCGCUGCACAUGGCGUAGCCGCGCUGCUGCGCGCCUGCCCCCGCGGGACGCGGCGUGGACGGACCCGCUGCCAGGCAAUUAAAAGUCUGGAAGAUUUGAAUUCAAAACACAGAUUUCAAAGGAAGUAAAUCUACAUGAAGAGCUACAAAGGGAGCUGAUUUGAGAAGACAGAGCAUUUGCAAAAAUGUCUUCAAGUUGUGUGACUUCAGUGUUUGCUUUGAUGAUUUUGUGCUUUGCAGCUGCAGGUCCUGUGCCAAGGAGUGAGUGUGUCUUAUCGCCUGUGAACAAUUCGCACCCAGUCCAUGCCUUACUGGAGAGUUUCACAGUCUUGUCUGGCUGUGCGAGCCGUGGCACGACGGGCCUGCCGCAGGAGGUGCACGUCCUCAAUCUCAGAAAUCCUGAAGAGGGUCUUGGCCAUCACGAGAGAGAGGUCACGUUACAUUUGAAUCCAAUUUCAUCAGUGCAUAUUCACCAGAAGCCUCUGGUGUUUGUUCUCAACUCUCCUUUGCCUCUGGUCUGGAAGCUAAAAACAGAAAGGCUGGCACCUGGAAUCCGAAGAGUUUUCUUUGUGUCUUUAGGUUCCGUUGUUCAGUUUGAGAAGGGAAAUUUCUCUUUGUCAGCAGAAACUGAAGAAAAGCUUUUUCCUGAGAAAAAUGAACAUCUGCUACAGUGGGCCCAGAAGGAAUAUGGAGCAGUAACAUCUUUCACUGAACUCAAAAUAUCAAGAAACAUCUAUAUUAAAGUAGGAGAAGACCAAGUUUUUCCUCCCUUGUGCAACAUAGAAAAGAAUUUUCUCUCUCUAAAUUACCUUGCGGGAUACCUACAACCAAAAACAGCAGAGGGAUGCCUUAUGUCUAACUUAGUCCAAGAAAGAGAAGUUCAUAUCAUUGAAUUAAUCACUCCAAAUUCCAAUCCAUACAGUGCUUUCCAGGUGGAUAUAAUUGUUGACAUUAAACCAUCUCAACCCGGCGCCAAACUUGUCAGAGACGUCGUUCUUAUCCUCAAGUGUAAAAAGUCUGUCAAUUGGGUUAUCAAGUCGCAUGAUGUCCAGGGAAGGCUGGAAGUAAUUACAUCAAACAGUAUUGGUUUUGGAAAGGAAACAGAACGAUCCAUGACCAUGAGUAAAUCAGUAAUACCUGAUAUUCCCUCAUCACAUGAGAGUUUGAUCAAGUGGGCUUAUGAGCAUAACUAUAGUCCAGUUACUUCCUACACAAAAGCCCCUGUUGCUAACAGAUUUCAUCUUCAACUUGAAGAUACAGAAGAGAUGAACGAUGAAGAAGACCAUUCCCUUCCUCCAGAGCUGACAGAAUUGCUGGGUGCUAACCCACUGCCUGCCCCAAAGAAUCCUGCAUUAAGUGAUGGACUGACUUUUCCUUUUCACAUUAACAGAGGAAGACAUGACACAGUGGGAGAAGGAAUCUUCCCAUCCAGGGAUUCAGUGGAUACUUUAAUAAAUCAUGAUUUUGAGCAUUCCCUCUCAAAACAUAAAGAACCUGAAGAGGUUCAGGGCAGUGCUGAUGUGGCCCUGUCAAUAAACUGUGAUGACAAAGUCAUGACAGUAGCUGUAGAAAAAGACUCUCUGCAGGCCAGCGGCUACACAAGGACAGAACUCUCGCUGCUGGAUCACUCUUGCAAAGCCAGGAUGAAUGGUACCCAUUUCAUUUUGGAGUCUUUGCUGAACAAAUGUGGGACUCGGACAGCAUAUAUCUUGAACAAGAUUGUUUAUUUUAACUCUAUUGUCAUUCAACUGUCAUCACCAGCUGAAAGCAGCGGUUUUGAUGAUGACGACAUGGAAUCAGGUGAUAAUGGAUUUCCAGGGGAUGCUGAUGAGGGAGAUGUUACUUUCUCCAGCUGGCCUGAAAUAGCGUUUAAUUGCACGCUGCACCAGCCAGAGGAUGACAGAGGCAUUUUCUGGCCUCCUGAACCACACAUCACCAAUGUGACCUUCAACAUGGAGCUGUACAAAACAGAUCUGUUCCUUGCUCCCACCCAAGGACUCUUCUCCGUUGCUGAGAACGGGCCAGUAUAUGUAGAGGUGUCUGUGACUAAAGCUGACAGAUCCUUGGGCUUUGCCAUUCAAACAUGCUUUGUUUCCCCGUUUUCAAAUCCAGAUAGAAUGUCUGACUACACCAUUAUAGAAAACAUUUGUCCUAAAGAUGAAUCUGUUAAAUUCUACAGCAUUGAGAAGGUGAACUUUCCAAUACCAUAUGCACAAAAGGACAAAAAAAGAUUUAGCUUUGUGUUUAAACCUAUGUUCAACAUCUCACUGCUCUUUCUUCACUGUGAGCUGACUUUGUGUACAAAUAAAGACAAAGAUACUCAAGGACUGCCAAAGUGUAUUUCUCCUGAUGAAGCUUGCACCUCUCUCAAUGUGGAUAUGAUCUUGGCUAUGAUGCACAACAAGAAAACCUUCACCAAGCCCCUUGUUGUAGUAACACAUGAAGGAAAAGCAGAAGAUCCUUCCUUUCCAAAGCCAAAUGUGAGACAGCAACCUGUGUUCUAUGGACUGGACACGCUGACUGUGGUGGGCAUCGCUUUUGCAGCAUUUGUAAUUGGAGCACUGCUAACAGGAGCGCUUUGGUUCAUCUACUCCCGCACAGCAUCUGACCUUGGCUGCCUGUGGAUUAUGGGGUAUCUCAAGAUCUUUACAGCAUACUGGACUCCCAGCUACUUCCACUUUUGACCUUGGAAGACCCUGCCAAGAUCUCUGGGAGGUGGGGAGAAUGUGAGGUCAAUUACUGCAAACCUUUGCAGCUCUGGAGCACUGGAGUUCUCCCAUAGCCCACUGCAGGGUUUUUUUUGGCAUCUAAAACCUUACGGAAGCUAUUUAGGAGUGAGAAUCCUGCCCUAUUGGGUCAGAGCUUCUGUAAAUAUUAUGACCCAGGAGUUUAGGCUAAUUUGGAAAAAAAAAAAAAAACCCAAAAAAAACCAACAGCCAACUGUGGGGUUUUUUUCAGUUGGCAGUAUAACAACUUUGUAUAAGCAAUUCUAAUACUUCUCAAUGCAUCAGCUGUGUAUGAAGCUUGUUUGGAAUUGAGGCUGAUGUGGAACAUUUAAAGGUUGUGAUAAUAUGUAUAAAUAGUAUAAUUCUGCCUCAUAUACUACUGAAACAUUGUGGAAGAAAAGUGCGUUCAUUUUCAAUGAGUAAAUGUAUAAGCUAAGAAGGUAAUUUCCAAACAGGUAGCAUUUGUCAACAAGAAACUAAAACAAUUGUUAAAUUAAUACCACUGGCCCUGCGUUUGUGGAAGUUCAAUCUCUGUUCUUAUACAGAACCAUCUAUAGACACGUUGUGUGUCAGUAGUCAAGGAACACUGGGAAGCCAACACAAUAAAUCCUUCAGCAACAAUAGGACUUGGACCAAUCCCAUUAAAAGAAUAAUGUUAACAAAUUCUGUCAGUCACAGAGACCAUAUACAAAUAGUGGAGAGGGCAGCUGCUAUGGUUUUGUGUUUGAGAGAUGAGAAUAAAUGGAAAAAAAAGGCCGUACAAAAAGUAAUAAAUGAGAAGAAAGGAAGGGGAUGUUGUGACUCAUCAGAUCAGAGAAUCACAGAAAUGAUAAAAAAAUAUCUAGGAAGUUAUCUGGUUCAGAUUUUCAAAGGAUUGUGAAAGUGAACCACUGUUCUGUGCACGUUAUUUUUCUGCGCAUAUUAUCUUGUAUCUGCAAAGCACAACUUGAAUCAGACUGCAGUGAGGGCUCUGGUAGGCACAGUCUCUUAGAGGACAACUCUGUGGCAGACGAGAUAAUCCAGCUGCAGUGAAAACAGCUGGCUGCAGACUUUUGUUAAAAUAAGGAGGCAAAAAAAGAGAUAAUCUAGAUUUCAUCUACAGAGUGGCUGGUUUUUUGCCAUUAGAUAAUUAAUGCAUUGCUGAAUUGUGUUCUGAAAUCUCAUCUUUGGUUAUAAGUAGAACUGGGUUUUGAACACAUGAUUUAGACCAAAGGUUGGAAAACACAAGAUCACUCUAAAACUGCCUUUUGGUGAUAAUCAAGAGCAUUGACAAAAGUUACUGCUGAUGGAGAAUGGCAACUUGGGAUGUGUGAAGUAAGGUAUCUUUGUUGCCGUAGUGCUCUAUGCAGUACAGCUAAAGGCCACCUUUUUGCCAGUAGUAAGAAGGUUUGCCAAUACACUUUUAUCAGUAGGUCUCUGUUGGCAGACUCAUUCUAGCUUGAAGGCAGCUUUACAUGAAUGAGCUCUUCUGUUCCUUUUGAUAGGCUGGUAACAUUAAAACCUCAAACAAUUGGUAGCAGAAAAGAACUACAAAAUAAGCAGAAUGUCAUCUCCAAAUACUGAACAAGGAUUGUUGUGUUGAAUUUUUUUUAUGUAGGGCUUUUGUUGAUUGCAGCCAUGAAAAAUUUCUGCCAAAACAUCAAAAUUAUGCCUUAGAAUACUCUAGAUUCUCUGCAACAAUUCAACAUGGAGUACAGAUGUUCUAAGAUACACAGGUAGUAAGGAAAGAGAGAGGGGUAGAUAGGAUUAUAGCAACAGAGGAGAUACUUUAGCUGGCUUCUGCAGAAGGACUCUGUACUUUUGAUCCUUUCUCCAGCCAGUUAAAGGACAUGAAAGGUAGCUGAAAUCUUUCCAUAGUGAUGUUGGUCCUGCUGGGAGAGAACCCAAGAACAAAGGCAAAAGUAGCAGAGAUUUGCCACAAUUAACGCAAUUAAACCAAUUACCUGGGUGUCUUGUGAAGAAGCAGAAGUUUUGCAGUGUGCAUGGAUGCAGAAACCCUUCAAAAUUUAACCAUAUAAAAAUACCUAUCAAGGUAAUGUCUGUCUUAAUAGGGAUAGUUGACUGUGUUUGGGAAGGGACAUGCACAAGUGGCAAUUAGUUAAUGAGACUGCUAAACCAAGUAAACUGUAUUACAGCAAGCGUCGGUGGCUUCAUUCUCUUAGAAAGCGUGCUUUCCUUCUCCAGGCAGUGUUGCAAGUUAAGAGGAUAAAAUGUUCCAAAAUCUGAGAAGUUAAAAGCGUCCCUCCUCCCCCACUUCUCCCUUUUUAUGGGAUCUGAUUUAAAAUAAACUGACAUAGCAACCAAUUAUAUUUGGCAAAUGGAGAUAGAAAAGCAAACAUUCAGACUUCCUGGACAGGGAGUACAGCUGGCAGCUUUCCUAAGUGUGAAUAAUAAAGUGCAUGUUGUCGCAUUCAGAUGGGUAAAAGCUUGUUUACUGUCAAUAGAUGAGACAUGUCCAUUUUGAGUAGUUCUGGUUCACUAACAUGAGAUACAUGAAGCUGUUUACAUGAAAAAGACAGAUGGGGAAUGCCUCUUCAGUGAUACAUUUCUUUAUGUCCUUUUCGUGAAUAUUCUUUAAAAAACCUUUGCUACAGAUUAGCUAGGUGUUGAGGAAAUAAAACGCAGGAAAAAUCAGCCAGCCCAGAUGCAGUUGCUAGACUGUGUUUCAUAACAUCACCGUGAUUUGGAUCUUUUUUUCCUUGAGGACAUGGAGAAUUUGUCGUUGUUCAGCAAGCGAUUGUGGUGUCUCGGAGCUGCUGAUCGUGCUUUAGAGAUGAGGUGCUGCAGAGGCAGUGGUAUUACAGCAGAGGGAAAGGGGCUCCCAUCCCAAAUGGAGGGGAAGGUGCCUCUUAAGGCGCUUUCCAGAGGAGCUGGGAGGAGCAGAGCGAGCUGCUGGGCUCGCACAGGGACCCUGACACUGUGCUUGUCACUUUGCCAUUAAAUAAAAACAACAUGUGUUUAGCUUAUAAAUGAAUUUACGGUUAAAUGCAUACAGAUUGUAUUGACAUGCCGAGGCUGACGCAAAGCCGUGUGUAAUCAUGUGGUUUGUAAAAUGGGUAACAGAGCUGCAAGGGAGGGCGCGGGGGCCGGGGGCCCGGCCGGGGGAGCCCAGCAGAGCCGCUGCAUGGCUUCUGGCUGCCGGCGCAGGGCUCGCCGUGCUCUCGUGUUUGUGUUGGCUUGUUUUGGUUUCAUGAAAGGGAGUUUGCUUAUCACUGCCUUUAUAAAUAUAUCCCGUAGUACAAAAGGAAGGAAGACUUGUACACAAACAACUGGAGGAGAAGGGAGCAAGGCGGGAGGGAGGGCAUCCAAAGGAGGCUCACCAAAGCUUUUACAGCAGGGUGACACGGAUAUUGAUUUGAUACAGUUCUUUCUGAUGGGUUGCAAAGCCAUUUCUAAUGCGAAUUAGAGCUGAAACUCAGUUUAUUUGUGGGUGACGGGGUAGAUUCUGACCUGCUGCACAUGAGCAGAAAACUGCUGCUUGUGGAUGAGCUCCGUAGUUAUUUCUUACACUGAGAAAAAAACAAUCAAAAUCUGCUCACAAGAGCAAAUGCUGGACUGAGUGCUGAAUUCAAGAGCAAGAUCCUCACCCUCUUUUUAAACAUCUCAUUGGCCUCCUGGGUGAUGUGGUUUAGUAGUUUGUUGUUUUUCUGUCCUGUCCCAUCCCUUCUUUCCUCCCCAUUCCUAAACCAGUGGGGUGUAAGGCAAGAGCUGCGCGUUCUGGGGCCCUACGUGCACUUACAGCUGUGGCUGCAGCCAGCUAGCAGCAAACCUGCUGGUUUCCAUUUACAAAGAGCACUUGCAGCCUCUGCUGUGAGAAAUCCUCAGGCCUCCCUUGUCCGUAGCAGUCCUCCGAAUGCUGAGCAGCCUGCAGAAGGACAUUUUCUGGCCCAAGACACAAAGUGUUAAAGGCAGACUUCCUCCAGCCCAGCCGCAUUCCGAGAAGCUCAGGGCUCUGGCAGCUGGGCAGCAGCACACAGGGCAUGGGGACGUGCCAGAGCAGCUCCUGCGGGAGGAAGCUGGCUGUCCCUGCUCUGUAACCCUCUGGAUGCAGGCUGUGCCUCCAGCCUUCAACCUGUCAUGGAAGCAAUCACUGAGGAACAGGAGCUCUACCAAAUCCUGAGCAGUAAGAAGAAUUGGACUCUGCAGACCUGGCCUAUGGCAUCGAGUUUUGGAUAACCCAAGGCAACAUAAAGCAGAGGAUCCGUGUCACUAUAAACUCAUGAGCCAGGAGAUGUACCAGCCUUAGAUUUUUCCCAGUCCUUCCUGCCCGUGAUCCGACAAAACGUUUCCAUCUUGCUCCUUUGCUGGGAAAGCAGCCGUGCUGAUGCUGGUGCUGGCUGCCAUGGUCAGGCUGCAGCUCAGGCAGCAGCAGUCUGUCUGUGUUACUGCGCUGAGAUCACAGGUUCACAUCCUGAGAGAUGAGCUCAAGGGAGGGGGCAGCUACAGUGCACGUUAUAUAAACUUAAUCUUGCCAUCUGUUUUGAAGAGACUAUUUUGUAAUACUGCUAAGGUCGUAGAGCUGAGCACCGUAACUUAAAAAUUGCCACAGUUAUGGUUUCCUACGUGGCCUCGUUAUGAUCUUUUGGGCAUUCACAUAAUGGUGCGAUUUUUUACUUCCAUGCUGGUUGAGAACUGGAUUUUUUCCAUAGGAAAACAGCCACAGGUGCAGAAGGGGGUGUGAGGAGAGCCGACAAAAAUCUAGGUUUUAUCAGGAGCCAUAAAUCUAGCUUUAACUCCUAGUGCUUGAUUUGGCAAUCCAAAUGACAAAGGACUUUUAAUUUAUUGUCAGCAAACAAUUAAUAAGAAAUGGUGACACUUGUUCUCGCUACAGGGUAUGCACUACACAUACUGUGGUAGCUAUAGGGGAACUUCCUGCAUGUUAUAUUUGGUAUAAAUCAAGUCAAGCUUGCAGGGUAGGGUAGCCUGUUGUUUUUCUACACGAAGAAAACUGGCCAUGUCUCAGGCUAUGUGGCAUCCAGCUGAUGGAAGAACAUUGUCUUCAGCUCCACUUUUAGUAAAUAUGCUGCUCUAUAAACUGGCAUUAAAACAAAAGCCUACAUUUCAUUGGCUUUUUUCCAUGAAACAGCAAAGCUAUAACGUGGUCUGAGUCGUGUGACAGGACCCAUUUGAGUGACAGCUGACAACAGAAGAUGGACAUUGUCUAUCUUGGCAGUUUCCAUCAGCUGCUUGUAAAAUGCUUAAGAAAACAGCUGUAUUAUUUUCCCUGUGUACAUAGCAAGGCUAAGGUGCCAAAGUCUAGUAACAUUUUCAGCAGUACUCCGUUUGAGGUCUGUCACCCAAGAUACUAAGUGCAUGGAAAUACAAACCACCAGAAGAGGAAUAGUGGGAAGGAACGGAUUAUUGUUUACUAUGAUAACUAACGUUUUCAAUUUCCCUUCUCCCAACCCCACUUUUUCUCCCCCCUCUCC
This is a messenger RNA of Falco peregrinus (peregrine falcon), 8273 nucleotides long. RefSeq names its product transforming growth factor beta receptor 3 (gene TGFBR3). The record is from RefSeq and is a predicted model, not a curated record. Lineage: Eukaryota; Metazoa; Chordata; Aves; Falconiformes; Falconidae. Bases 304 to 2802 code for a protein of 832 amino acids. The transcript is spliced from 17 exons.